Xenia sp. Carnegie-2017 is the source of this 7722-nucleotide messenger RNA. RefSeq names its product spectrin alpha chain, non-erythrocytic 1-like. Gene Ontology annotation, cellular component: cell junction; cell projection; cortical actin cytoskeleton. Gene Ontology annotation, biological process: actin cytoskeleton organization. Lineage: Eukaryota; Metazoa; Cnidaria; Anthozoa; Malacalcyonacea; Xeniidae. The record is from RefSeq and is a predicted model, not a curated record. Gene Ontology annotation, molecular function: actin filament binding; calcium ion binding.
CAUUAAUUGUGCACAUAACAAGUUGACGAAGAAGUAUAUUUCUAUGCCGCAUUUCUUGUUAUUUUAUUGCAAAAAUGUUUGAAAGUCAUUUUGAUUCGCCCGCAAUACCUGUCCUUGAGACAGUUGAGGAUAUUGAGCGACGUAGAGCACAAGUUUUACGCCGUUAUGCCGAGUUUAAAGAGGCUACGCGUUUCAAACGUCUCCGUUUGGAGGAAGCGAAGCGUUAUCACCAGUGGAAACGCGAUGUGGAUGAAUGUGAAAUAUGGAUCAAUGAAAAGCUUCAAAUUGCAAGCGACGAGUCGUUUAAAGAUGCUACAAACCUAAAGGUUAAGCUACAGAAACACCAAGCUUUCGAAGCUGAAGUAUCGGCACAUACUAACACAAUUAUCACCAUCAAGACAAAUGGUGAACAGAUGAUUUCGGAAGAGCAUUUUGAAUCUGUGACAAUUAAAGAAAGGCUUGAUCAUCUGAUGCAUUUAUGGGAAUUGCUUUUGCAACAAUCUGCAGAGAAAGGGCGCAUGCUUCUCUUCACUCAAAAACGAGUAGUAUUUAUUCGCGAGUGUAGUGAAGUUUUGAUGUGGAUUUCUGAUAGGGAAGUUAUUGUUUCUACGCAAGAAACAAUUCAAGACUUUGAGCAUGUUGAAGUGUUGAAAAAAAAACUGGAAGAUUUUGCCAAAGAUUUAGAUGCAAAUGAGAAACGUAUCAUGAGUAUCAACCAGCAGGCAGACACAUUGGAGGUUGAGGGUCACCCAGAUAUCCAAGUGAUACGGGAGAAACAAUCUGAGGUUAAUGAAGCUUGGGAUAAACUACAUCAACUGGUUACAGUCCGUAGAACGAUUCUGACAAGUUCUCAUGAGAUACAUGCAUACUAUAGGGAUGUGGAUGAAACUGUUCAAUGGAUUGUAGAAAAAGACAAUGUUUUGUCAUCUGAUGAUUAUGGCAAGGAUCUUGCUAGCGUAAAUGCUUUGAAACGUAAGCAUGAUGGGGUUGAAAGAGACUUGGUUGCUCUAGAUGAUAAAGUUCAAAAUCUUGGAAAUGAAUGUGAUCAGCUGAAAGAAAAGCAUCCAGAAGUUGCUGAAGACAUUGAAGCAAAGAAAAUAGAAUUAUUGCAAGCAUGGAGUGGCUUAAAAGAUAAAUCUGACGUGCGAAAAAGCAGACUUGAAGAUUCGUACAACCUCCAGCGGUUCAUAGCCGAUUACAAAGAACUCAUCUUGUUCAUCACAGAAAUGAAGACAUUGAUUGGUACUGAUGAGAUGGCCAAGGAUGUUGCUGGAGCAGAAAUGUUGAUUGAAAGACAUCAAGAACACAAGGGUUAUAUUGAUGCCCAAAAGGAAGGAUUUGAUAAAUUCUUCAACACAGGCCAAGAGUUGGUGGACAAUGGGCAUUAUGCAGCUGAUGACAUUAAAGAGAAGUUGGACAAUAUGGAAAGUGAAAAGACAUCAUUGUACAAGCUGUGGGAUGAACGCAAAUCAAUGAUGGAUCAAAGUUUAGAACUUCAACUUUUCUAUCGAGAUUGUCAAAAUGCUGACAAUCAGAUGGCAAAGCAGGAGGCUUUCCUAACUGAUGAAGAUUUGGGCGACUCACUUGAUGCAGUUGAUGCAUUGAUACGAAAACAGGACGACUUUGCCAAGUCGUUUGCUGCUCAAGAGGACAAGAUCAAAGAUUUGAACGAGACAGCAACCAAGUUGAUUGAAAAUGAACAUUACGCUUCAGAUGACAUUGAGAAACGUAAAAACGAUGUGAACAACAGACGUGCGAAUAUACAAGAAAAAUCGGACAAACGAAGGGAAAUAUUAGAGGAAUCACGUAAGCUACAACAGUUUGAAAAAGAGGCUGAUGAAACAAAAGCUUGGAUCAAUGAGAAAUUGAUGAUCGCCACAGAUGAAUCUUACAAGGAUGCGACCAAUCUUCAAAGAAAACUACAGAAACACGAAGCAUUUAAUGCGGAGUUAGAAGCCAAUCAAAAUCUUAUUGAUUCAAUUCACGAAAAGGGCAAAGAACUCAUAAGCAAUGAUCAUUACGCAUCGAACGACAUUCAAAAAAGAUUGGAUGAACUUGAUGAUUUAUGGAAACAUCUUCUUGAUAAAACACAAGAGAAAGGAAACAAGUUAAAGGAUGCUAAGCAGCAACAGAUGUUCAAUAGGGGUAUUGACGACAUGGAUAUAUGGAUAACUGAUAUUGAGGCACAAUUACAGAAUGAGGAUUUAGGAAAGGAUCUUUCGGGAGUUCAAAACCUUCAAAAGAAACAUGAUUUGAUGGAAGGCGAUAUUAUCACAAAACAAGAAAGAAUUGAUGUUUGUUCAACGCAGGCUGAUCUUUUUGCCGAACAAGAACAUUUCGAUGCUCCUGCAAUUGUCGCCAAGAAAGCUGCUCUGAUGGAGAGAUACGAAAAAUUGAAGGAACCAUUGAAUCAACGAAAGAAGAGACUUCAAGACGCUCAGUGCUAUCAACAAUUUUUGCGAGACGUCGAAGACGAGGAGGCCUGGAUACGAGAGAAAGAACCGAUUGUCUCAUCUACUAAUCUUGGAAAAGAUCUAACUGGAGCUCAGAAUUUGUCCAAGAAACAUCAAGCUUUAAUGAGUGAGAUGAGUGGUCAUGAAACACGAAUUGGCAACGUUAUUGAUUAUGGGAAAAAAAUGAUUGAAGAAGAUCAUUACUGUAAGGAAGAUAUUCAGGAAAAGAUAAACAAUUUAGACACCCAAUGGUCUCAACUCAAGGAGAAAGCCGCGGCGCGCAAAGAGGACUUGGACGAGUCAUUACAUGCUUAUCAGUAUUUAGCUGAUGUCACUGAAGCUGAAGCAUGGCUGACAGAGAAGGAACCACUUGUAACAAGCACGGAUUAUGGUAAAGAUGAAGAUAGUGCUCGUGCUAUGUUGAAGAAACACAACGCUGUAAUGAGUGAUCUCGAGGCUUAUGGUACCGUUGUUGACGAAUUGCGCGAUCAAAGUAAAACUUGUAAGACGAUCACUCCAGUUAAGAAUCUCUCUGACCUUGAAUGUGUGGAAGCUUUGUAUGACUAUGAGCAGAAAACAGCGCGGGAAGUAUCGAUGAAGAAAGGAGAUAUACUUACUUUACUUAACUCUACCAAUAAGGAUUGGUGGAAAGUGGAGACGAACGACCAUCAAGGUUUUGUGCCAGCUGCUUAUUUGAAGAAAGUUGAUAUGAAAACGGUUUCGCAAGAACUUGUAGAGAAAAUGGAGGGUGUUGAAAAGGUUUCUGAACGUCAAGAUGCCUUGGACAAGAAAUAUCAGGAUUUACUUGAUGCUGGCGCUGACCGAAGAAAGAAACUGGAGGAAUCUAUUGAACGACACGGUUUGUUACGAGAGGCACACGAGAUCGAGUCGUGGAUCAACGACAAGGUAGCCGUGGUGACGUCAGAAGAGGUUGGGGAUGACUUUGAACACGUAGAAGCACAAAAGAAGAAAUUCGAUGACUAUCAAAAGGACAUGCGCAUUAUUGAAACUCGCAUUCGAGAAUUGACGGCCAUUUCCGAAAAGCUGAAAACUGAUCAUCGUCGUGAAUACGAGAUGAUUCAAGAGAUUAUCAAACGUUUGACUGAAAAAUGGGAAGAAUUACAACGCUUGUCUGAGGAACGACGACUUGCCUUGGAAAGUGCCCAGGAGAUACAGAAGUUUCACCGUGAUGCUGACGAUACCAAGGCUUGGAUUUCCGAGAAAGAUACAGCGUUGUCAUCUCCUGACUAUGGCCGAGACUUAGCUAGUGUCCAGGCUCUACAACGAAAACAUGGUGUUUUGGAAAGAGAUUUGGCAGCUUUGGAGGAAAAAGUUCGUCAAUUGAACAGCGAGGCAGAUAUGUUGAUGGAAACACAUCCCACGCAUGCGCAAGAUAUCGAAGCGAAACGUGAUGAAAUCUCAGAGGCCUGGGAUGGAUUGAAAGAUCAGGCUGCUUCAAGGAAAGGAAAGUUGGUUGAUUCUCAUGAUUAUCAGCAAUUUCUGAAUGAAUACAGAGACUUGGAAUCCUGGUUGACUGGUAUAAAAGCUUUGGUUUCAUCCGAUGAAUUAGCCAAAGAUGUUGUUGGUGCUGAAGCUUUGCUUGAAAGACAUGACGAAUAUCGAGCUGAAAUUGAUGGAAAAGAUGAGACGUUUCAGGCUUUUAAUAACUUUGGCAAAGAACUUGCAGAGAAAGAGCAUUAUGCUCGACCUGAGAUCGAAGAGAAACUGCAAACUGUUGAAGACGAACGAAAAGAUCUUGAAAAGGCCUGGGCUGAGCGAAAAGAUAAGUUGGAUCAAUGCUUUGAGUUACAGUUGUUUAAUCGUGAUGCGGAGCAGUUGGAAUCGUGGAUGACCCCCCGUGAAGCGUUAAUUCGAAGUGAAGAAGUAGGGUCUCCUGAAGGCGCCGAUAAACUUGUGAAGACGCACGAAAACAUCGAGAAGUCAAUAAAGCAGCAGGAGGAGAAAAUCAAAGCUCUUCAAGAUUACGCAUCAAGAUUAACUGAGAAUAAUCAUUACGAUUCACCUGUAAUCAACGAGAGAGUGGAGUCUGUUUUAGAACGGUGGCAAAAAUUGAAAGCAGCUUUAGUUGAACGUCGCUCUAGACUUGGAGAAAGUCAAAACAUACAGCAAGUUACUCGCGACGCAGAAGAUAUGGAGGCCUGGAUUAGUGAAAAGUUACAAUCUGUUCAGGACGAGUCGUACAUGGAUCCCAGUAAUCUUCAGAGUAAGGUGCAGAAACAACAGGCUUUUGAAGCUGAAAUGGCUGCAAAUGAAGAACGCGUUUUGCAAAUCAUUGCCACAACAAAUCAACUUAUUGAAGAAAAAAAAUGUGCCAGUAACGAGGAAGUAGUAAAAGAAAGAAUAACAAAGCUUCAGGAAGUAUGGGAAAAGUUGACCAAACUAUCACAGUCAAAAUCGAGAUAUUUGAUGGAAUCCAAUCAAGUACAGCAGUACAAUAACAAUGUGAAAGAAUUGGACUACUGGCUUAAUGAGACUGAAACAUUACUAUCUUCUGAAGAUUGUGGUCAUGAUUUAGCCAGUACACAGAAUUUAGUAAAGAAACAUCAACUUGUAGAAGCUGACAUCAUUGCUCAUAAGGAUCACGUGAAUGAUCUACAGGCGCAAGCAGAUAAAUUUGUUGAAAAAGAACAUCAUGACUCAAAGACAAUCAAAGAGAAAGCUGAAACUAUCACCUCUCGUUACGAAAAGAUCACUACAAUGGCGAGCGAACGACGUGAAAAACUUGAUAAAGCCAACGAUCUGCAACAGUUGUGUCGUGAUGUUGAUGAUGAAGAAUCAUGGAUUAAAGAGAAGAAGUUGUUGGCAAGCUCUGAAGAUUAUGGCGAAGAUUUGACUGGCGUUCAGAAUUUGCGUAGAAAACAUCAACGUUUACAGACGGAAAUUCACAAUCAUGAGCCGAAAAUCUUGAGUGUCCGUGAUCGUGGCGUGAUGUUUAUUAACGAAGGUCGUCCUGAUGCUGACGUCAUAAAAGCACGAAUUGACGGUUUACAAGAGAAAUGGCGCGAGUUAAAUGAAAUAACCGGAAACCGAGAGAAGAAGUUGGAACAAUCUUUGGCUUACCAACAGUUUAGUACAAACGUUGAUGAAGAAGAAUCCUGGAUUAACGAGAAAAAUACUUUAAUUACGAGCAGUGAUUAUGGCGACACUUUAGCUGCAGCUCAGGGAUUACUCAAGAAACACGACGCUUUUGAGAAAGAUUUCGAAGUCCAUAAGGAACGAGUGAAAGAUAUUGAGAAAAAUGGUAGAAAUCUUAUAGAUCAGGAAAAUCACGAAAAGGAUAAGAUUGUUUCAAGAAUAGCUUCUUUGAAUAACAAAGUUUCGGAGCUUGAGCGAUUGUCCAACCAUCGCAAGAAUAAACUGUCUGAUAAUUCUGCUUUCUUACAAUUCAACUGGAAAACUGAUGUCGUUGAAUCAUGGAUAAAUGAUAGAGCUGCUUUGGUUCAGUCAGAAGACUGUGGAAAGGAUUUACCCUCAGUUCAAGCACUUAUAACUAAACAGGAAACGUUGGAAUCGGGAUUACAAGCGUUUGAAAAGGAAGGUGUUCAAAAAGUAACCACUCUUAAAGAUGAUUUAGUGAAAGCUGAACAUGCUCAAUCUCCGGAAAUUGUCAAACGCAACGAUGAACUUGUGGAUAGAUGGCAGGGCUUACUUCAAGCAUCUGCUGCUCGUAAAGGUCUUCUUAUGAAGUCGUUGGACAAAUACACAAAGGUUGAAGAUAUGUUCUUAGAAUUUGCUAAGAAAGCGUCAGCAUUCAACAGUUGGUUCGAAAACGCAGAGGAAGAUCUUACGGAUCCUGUUCGCUGUAAUUCCUUGGAAGAAAUUCAGGCUUUACAAGAUCAACACGACCAAUUUCGGGAGUCUUUGCAGCAAGCUGAAAAUGACAUGAGAACAUUGAGGAGGCUAGAUAAACAAAUCAAGAGUUUCCACGUUUCUGUUAACCCUUACACUUGGUUUACAAUGGAGGCUCUUGAAGAAACCUGGGAGAGUUUGGAGAAAAUUAUCCUGGAACGUGAUGUAGAUCUUCGUAAGGAAACAGAAAGACAACGUUAUAAUGAUGAACUGAGACAAGACUUUGCAGAGAAUGCCAACUCGUUCCAUCUUUGGUUGACACAAACACGUUCAGUUAUCGUGGAUUGUCAGGGUGAUUUGCAGGAUCAACUGAAUUUGAUUGAAAAAGAGUCAAAAGAGAUUCAGGAAAAGAGGGAAACAUUGUCUAUUGUUGAAGAUCUUGGAGCAAGAAUGGAAGAAGCAUUGAUCUUGGAUAACAAAUACACGGAACAUUCGACCGUUGGUUUAGCUCAACAGUGGGAUCAACUUGAUCAGUUGGCAAUGAGGAUGCGUCAUAAUCUUGAACAGCAAAUACAAGCUCGUAAGAGAACUGGCGUUCCAGAAGAAAAAUUAAGAGAGUUUGCGAAUAACUUCAGGCAUUUCGAUAAAAACAAAUCACAAUUUCUGGACCACCAAGAGUUUAAAUCCUGCUUGCGAUCUCUUGGUUAUGAUUUACCUAUGGUGGAUGAAGGCCAACCUGAGCCAGAAUUUGAAGCUAUCUUACAGACGGUUGACCCAAAUAAUGAUGGAGUUGUUUCCCUGAGCGAAUAUAUGUCAUUUAUGAUCAGUCAUGAAACAGAGAAUGUUCACUCAAGUAAAGAUGUUGAAGAUGCAUUUAGGGCUCUUACUGAUGGCGCCGACAAAGAUUUUGUUACAGAACAAGAAUUGUACCAAUCUUUGUCCAAACCACAAGCUGAGUAUUGCCUGGAAAACAUGCAGCCGUAUGUGGAUGCACGUGGCCGAGAGGUACCGAAUGCGUACGACUACAAGACGUUCUGUGCCGAGUUGUUUGCAAAUUAGUUUCACGGUGUCUUGAUGAUAGUUAUGACGUCACAUGUGUCUUCAAUGAUUUCAUAAAGUUGUAUUGACAUGUUUAAACUAUAGUAUAACACAGGAUUCAGUUAUUCGAUAUUAUGCCGUAUAGCAAGCUGAAAGCCCCGUUGUUGAUGUUUUUAUUUUAAACUUUAAGACAUGUUUCGAUGUUGAGGGAAUCUCUAAGCGAAUGGUCCCUUCUUGCUUUUCAAUUUUAAUUUUAUUUUGUGAAAUACGGCUAGUUUUUCUUUAAUAUGUUAAUCUCUGAAUAAUUAAGCACUACAGUGAGUUUCCGUAAAGGAGUCGUUUAAAAAUUGCACUGUAAUAGGUUUGAAUGUCUAGUUAUCUACCUUAAGCAAUUCAUCAAUAAAAUUAAACUUUAACAUCA